CCAUAGAUGAUAUCUUUCACACGUAACCAUAAUCUCCAUUAGCUAUUCUCUCUUCAAGUUCUAACCAUAAAAACAAAAUUCACAGCUGGAAAUAUUUAUUUCGAGCAUAUAUAUACACACAAGUAAAGUCACGUACAUACUUCAUUAAACUCCUUCACGUUCAAAAAAAUGGCAACAGAGUCGCAGCAACCAAAGAAGCUAACGCUUCCGUUAAAAACAAGAAUCGCUCUCACCGUUAUCUCCACCGUCACCGAUAACGCCCAACGUCCUAACGGCUCCAUCAACCGCCGUUUCCUCCGUCUCUUCGAUUUCCGCGCCCCUCCCAACCCCAAACCGAUCAACUCCGUCUCCUCCUCCGACGUCACCAUCGACCCUUCCCGCGACCUCUGGUUCCGACUCUACACCCCCCACGUCUCCGGCGACCGUAUCCCCGUCGUGAUCUUCUUCCACGGCGGAGGCUUCGCCUUCCUCAGCCCCAACAUCCACCCCUACGACAACGUCUGCCGUCGCUUCGCCGCGAACCUCCCCGCCUACGUCGUCUCCGUCAACUACCGCCUCGCGCCGGAGCACCGUCACCCCGCGCAGUACGACGACGGAUUCGACGCCGUGAAGUUCCUCGACGACGGCGAAGGAACUCUCCCGGCGAACGCCGAUCUCUCGCGGUGCUUCCUCGCCGGAGACAGCGCCGGCGGGAACAUCGCGCACAACGUGGCGAUCCGCGUCUGCCGCGAGAGUCACCGUUUCUCCGCCGUGAGACUCGCCGGAGUUAUCUCGAUCCAGCCGUUCUUCGGCGGGGAGGAGAGGACGGAGGCGGAGAGGAGCCUCGCCGGAGCGCCGUUGGUUUCGCCGGGGAGGACGGAUUGGUGUUGGCGUGCGGUGUUGCCGGAGGGAGCGAGUAGGGAUCACGAGGCGGCGAGGCCGAGUUUGGUUGAUAUUUCGGGUCUGGAUUAUCCGGAAACGUUGGUGGUUGUGGCCGGGUUUGACCCGUUAAAGGAUUGGCAGAGGAGUUACUGUGAGUGGUUGAAGCUAUCCGGGAAGAGAGUGAGGCUAAUCGAGUAUCCAAACAUGUUCCAUGCGUUUUAUAUCUUUCCUGAGUUGCCGGAGGCUGGGGAGUUAGUUCGGAGGAUUAAGGAGUUCGUUGAGGAGCGUGUGGCUUCACUCUCUGAUUAAAAAUAUUAUGAUUAUUAAGAUAAGCUCGAUUUUUUUUUUUUUUUUUUUUGCCAUCUGAAAAUAUUUAUUGA
Messenger RNA from Eruca vesicaria subsp. sativa (arugula), 1241 nucleotides. Lineage: Eukaryota; Viridiplantae; Streptophyta; Magnoliopsida; Brassicales; Brassicaceae. The record is from the annotation of a GenBank genome assembly.